AUGCCUCUCUUCGACACUCACAACACAUGGGCCUUUGUCUUUGGUUUGCUCGGGAAUGUCAUCUCCUUUGCUGUGUUCCUCUCUCCUGUGCCAACGUUCUAUAGGGUUUGGAAGAAGAAGACAACAGAAGGGUUUCAAUCUCUUCCUUAUGUUGUAGCGCUUUUCAGCGCGACGCUUUGGCUUUACUACGCAACACAGAAGAAAGAUGUCUUCCUCCUUGUUACCAUCAACUCAUUUGGCUGCUUCAUCGAAACCAUCUACAUCUCUAUGUUCCUUGCCUACGCCCCCAAGAAAGCCCGGAUGACGACAGUGAAGUUGCUACUUGCUAUGAACUUUGGAGGAUUCUGUCUGAUUCUUCUUCUUUGCCAACUCUUGGCAAAAGGAACAACACGUGCAAAGAUCAUCGGAGGAAUCUGUGUUGGAUUCUCUGUCUGUGUUUUCGCUGCUCCUUUAAGCAUAAUCAGGACGGUAAUAAAGACAAGGAGUGUGGAGUACAUGCCCUUUAGCUUAUCCUUAACCCUUACAAUUAGUGCGGUCAUAUGGCUCCUUUAUGGUCUUGCUCUCAAGGACAUCUAUGUUGCUUUCCCUAAUGUGAUUGGAUUUGCCCUCGGUGCACUACAAAUGAUACUCUACGUGGUUUACAAAUACUGUAAAACGACACCGCAUCUAGGAGAGAAAGAAGUGGAAGCCGCUAAGUUACCGGAGGUGAGCCUGGAUAUGCUAAAGCUAGGCACAGUUUCAUCCCCUGAGACAGCACCAAUCGCAGUCGUUCGUCAAGUGAACAAGUGUACCUGUGGAAAUGAUCGUAGGGCUGAGAUUGAAGAUGGACAAAACCCUAAAAACGGCAAGCAGUCCUCUUCCGCAGAGGCUACAUGA
Molecule: messenger RNA, 876 nt
Organism: Arabis nemorensis
Lineage: Eukaryota; Viridiplantae; Streptophyta; Magnoliopsida; Brassicales; Brassicaceae
Source: the annotation of a GenBank genome assembly